AUGGCUUCCCAGCAGAAGAGAACGCACAUGGGACAUUCCCAUGGACACCACCAUCACCAUCAUGACAACACAUACCUUACUAGCACCAACAAGAGCGAUCCAGGGGUACGCAUUACAAGAAUUGGAUUAUACGUGAACUUGGGCAUGGCAAUAGCAAAGGGCGCAGGUGGAUACGUCUUCAACUCGCAAGCGUUAACAGCAGAUGCAGUCCACGCAUUGACAGACAUGAUCUCUGAUGUAACGACACUCGCUACCAUAUCCUAUUCGCUUCGCCCAGCCACUACGCGGUUUCCCCUAGGCUACGGCAAGAUCGAAUCGCUUGGCGCCCUGGCGGUAUCUGGCAUCCUGUUGACUGGAGGUCUGAUGAUAGGCCUGCAGGCUGUCAUGGCGCUCACUCAACAGUUCUUCCCUCAGAUCUUUGAGAUGCUCUCUCAUACGGGUAUCUUCGAGCAUGCACAUCAUCAUGGCCAUGAUCACGGACACAUCGACUUGGGACCCAACAUCAAUGCUGCUUGGUUGGCAGCUGGGAGUAUCGUUGUCAAGGAGUGGUUGUACCGAGCAACCAUGAAGAUUGCCAAGGAGAAGCGAAGUAGCGUCCUGUCCAGCAAUGCCUAUCACCACCGAGUAGACAGUCUGACUGCCUUCGUCGCUCUUUUCACCAUCGUUGCCAGCCACUUCUUGGAGAGCGCACGCUGGCUCGAUCCUGUCGGCGGUCUGAUCAUUAGCGGCAUGAUUGUUCAGGCCGGUUUCGUCAACACCAAGUCUGCCUUGCUGGAGCUUGCGGAUGUGGGUAUGGAUGAGGACGCUAGGGAGGGUGCCGAGACAGCCGCAAAGGCCGCCCUGGAGAACAACGACGCAGAAGUCCGCGGUGUGCAAGGCAUCAAGAGCGGUCAAAACCUGAUGUUCGAGGUCGAAGUGGGUGUUCCAGAGGACUGGUCCGUUGCACAUUCCAACGACAUCGAAGUCGAGAUUCGAGACGCUAUUGUUGAGAAGGUCAAGGGGACGAAGCGAGUCAACAUUCGAUUCAUCACAAAGGGAGCAGACCAGGUACCAUUUGCCGAUCAAUUUACGCAGAAGGACCAGGAACUGCUUGAGGAUGACCACGAUCACGACCAUGACCACGAACACGAGCACGGCCAUGAUCAUGAUCAUGAUCAUGCUCAUAGCAACGGGCACACGACAUCCAGCUCGACGACCAACGGUACUGCCCAGAAGCGCAAGUGA
Molecule: messenger RNA, 1224 nt
Organism: Zasmidium cellare ATCC 36951
Lineage: Eukaryota; Fungi; Ascomycota; Dothideomycetes; Mycosphaerellales; Mycosphaerellaceae
Exons: 3
Coding region: 1-1224 (407 amino acids)
Biological process (GO): monoatomic cation transport; transmembrane transport
Cellular component (GO): membrane
Molecular function (GO): monoatomic cation transmembrane transporter activity
Source: RefSeq, a predicted model, not a curated record